GAUGCUCGCGCAUGCGCGCCAAAGCACAGCUGCUGUUUGGCUGUUUCCAUGGCUACGAAGAGCGUUGACCAGGGGUCUGGGAAGGAGAAAAUGAAGCUCAAGGGCCUCCUACUCCGGUAUUACCCGCCAGGAAUUAUGUUGGAAUAUGAAAAGAGUGGAGAAUUGAGGACCAAAUCCAUAGAUUUGCUCAACCUCAGUUCCAGCACUGAUGUCAAUGCCUUAGUAGAAGAAAUACAAAAAGCAGAGCCUCUAAUCACAGCUUCACGAUCAGAUCAAGUAAAGCUUUUAAUACAGAGGUUACAAGAUAAACUCAGACAGCACAGCAAUCACAAAUUUUAUCUUUUUAAGGUUCUCAGAGCACAUAUACUGCCAUUGACUAAUGUUGCACUUAAUAAAUCAGGCUCAUGCUUUAUCACAGGAAGCUAUGAUCGGACAUGUAAAGUCUGGGACACUGCAUCUGGAGAGGAACUUCACACCCUGGAGGGCCACAGGAAUGUGGUCUAUGCCAUAGCAUUCAACAAUCCAUACGGUGACAAAAUUGCCACUGGGUCCUUCGAUAAGACUUGUAAGCUAUGGAGUGUAGAAACAGGAAAAUGUUACCAUACCUUUAGGGGUCACACGGCAGAAAUAGUGUGUUUAUCCUUCAACCCUCAAAGCACACUCGUGGCCACUGGGAGCAUGGACACAACAGCCAAACUGUGGGACCUCCAGAAUGGAGAGGAGGUGUUCACUUUAACGGGACAUUCCGCUGAAAUCAUCUCUUUGUCCUUUAAUACCUCAGGAAAGAGAAUUAUCACGGGAUCUUUUGAUCAUACUGUUGCAGUGUGGGAAGUUGAUACUGGAAGGAAGGUGUAUACCUUAAUCGGGCAUUGUGCUGAGAUUAGCAGUGCUUUAUUCAACUGGGAUUGCUCUCUGAUAUUAACUGGCUCUAUGGACAAAACCUGCAUGCUGUGGGAUGCCACAAAUGGAAAAUGUGUGGCAACACUAACAGGCCAUGAUGAUGAAAUUCUAGACAGCUGUUUCGAUUACACUGGAAAACUUAUUGCAACUGCUUCAGCCGAUGGAACAGCAAGAGUUUUCAGUGCAGCCACAAGAAAAUGCAUGACCAAAUUGGAAGGCCAUGAAGGAGAAAUUUCAAAGAUUUCUUUCAACCCCCAAGGAAAUCAUAUUCUGACUGGCAGUGCUGACAAAACAGCGAGAAUCUGGGAUGCUCAGACUGGUCAGUGCCUCCAGGUCCUUGAGGGGCACACAGAUGAGAUCUUUUCAUGUGCUUUCAACUACAAAGGCAACAUAAUCAUUACAGGUAGCAAGGAUAACACGUGUAGGAUAUGGCGCUGACUGAAGA
Molecule: messenger RNA, 1345 nt
Organism: Lutra lutra (Eurasian river otter)
Lineage: Eukaryota; Metazoa; Chordata; Mammalia; Carnivora; Mustelidae
Gene: DAW1
Product: dynein assembly factor with WD repeats 1
Exons: 13
Coding region: 49-1338 (429 amino acids)
Biological process (GO): ubiquitin recycling; proteasome-mediated ubiquitin-dependent protein catabolic process
Cellular component (GO): nucleus; cytoplasm
Molecular function (GO): ubiquitin binding
Source: RefSeq, a predicted model, not a curated record